AUGAUCGAGUGUGACAAUGUCAACGGUUUUUUCGAAUGUACUAUAUUGACUUCUGCAAAUCUUCUCAGGAUUAAUGCAUACGAUAAGUCUCUUGCUAAGAAUUUGAAGGUAGAAGUAAUUCUACCUGGUGGUAGUUCUUGUCUAGGUGAUGUAAUUAGUGUUGAUUGGCAUUUCAAUAUUUCUGCUAUCAGAAUCCAAUCAUCGGCUCCUUUGCCAACAGCCAAACUGAGGUGUUUGGAUGAUGCUAUUCAGACUCAUGAUUUAAGCAGACCUCAAGUCCAGCAGAAUUCCAGUUUAUUGAAAUUACUUCCUGGGGAUGAUUUUAUCGCUUUAGGCCGUCAUUAUUCUGAACCGUAUGACCUUAUGGUUGCUCCUGGUAAAUUUAGACUAGUGACACCUAAAGUGAGCUUGUGGACUAUUAGCACUGAAUGCUUUGGUAUUGGUCUACUAUCAAGUUUUGUUGUCUACAUUUUUAGCAUCGACCGUUGCGAAUUAGAUUGCAAAGAGCUUCUCAGAGUGAACUGCAUGAUUACAAAAUGUGGAAUAGGGGGCGCAAUGGUCAACCUUUAUGGUGAGGUGGUUGGUAUCAAUUUUUACGCUAAAGAAUUUACUCCUUUUCUACCAAUGAAUGUCGUCUGCAAGUGGUGGGACCAUGUUGCUCCGAAUUCCCCAGCUGGUUCUGUAAGCGUGCAACCAAAUGAUAUUAUAGUUGAAUGUGAUGGAGUUGCUAUUACUAAUGAAAAUCUGGAGUAUGAUGUAAUGAAGGAUUCUUUCAAGACAAGGUUUUCUUUAUUAUAUUGGAACCGAGAUUUGGAUAUUUAUGUUAAGAGAAUAGCCAAUAAAGCUGCUCCAUCAGUUGUCUCCUUACAAGUUUCUUCAGGUGGAAAUGAGAUAUUUGGCUUUGUCAUCGAAUGUGACACUGUCAUAACUUCUGCCAGUCUCUUAAAUUUUCUGGAUACUCAAUCCGGUGAUCUAAAGGUUUGUGUGGGUUUAUGUGAUGGUGAAAAAUGUGAUGGAGUGAUUGUGGCCUGUGACUUUCACUAUAACCUUGCUGCCAUAAAAAUUCAAGCAGGCAAGCCACUGCAAAUUGCUCGGUUAAAGUAUCUGGAUGAUUCAAUCUGCAUUUAUCCAACCAACUUGUCGAUUGGCAAACUACAUGAGAUGCAUUCUGAUCUAUUCAGAAUAUUUCCUGGGGAAAGAGUUAUAGCACUUGGACGUUUUAUUGAUGAUAUUGGUGAUAUUAUGGUCUCACCUGGUGAAUUCAGUGUUGAACAAUGCCGACUAGACUGUGAAGAGCUGUUGAGAUCAACUGGCAGAAUUACUCAAUGUGGCAUUGGGGGCCCAAUGAUCAACCGGAAAGCAGAGGUGAUCGGAGUCAACUUCUUUCAUUUCGAUUUCACUCCUUUUCUACCUAUCAACAUAGUUUCGAAAUGGUGGAGUCAUUAUACAAAAUAUAAGAACUAUUGUCGACCUUGGCUUGGGAUGGAAUUGAGUAAUCUCUUCACUGUUGAAGUAUGUACCUGGGAGAAGAUCAUACAAAAGUUUCCGAGUAUAAAAAUGGGCAUUCUAGUUGAUGAGGUUGCUCCAAAUUCCCCAGCUGGUUCUGUAAACGUGCAACCAAAUGAUAUUAUAGUUGAAUGUGAUGGAGUUGCUAUUACUAGUAACUUACAGUUGUUUGACCUACUAUGGGACAAGACUGGAAAUAUGGUGAAAUUGGGUUUAGCAAGGACAAGUGAUGGUUCUCGUGAAAAUCUAUCUGUGAUGGUUGCUGAUGCACCAGCCCUACUCAGUUUAAUUGGAGAUCUCCUACUGUAUUCUUGACAUUGAGAUCAAACAUCUUGGUUGGCAACAAACUUUGGAACCUUCUUGCUCUCAAUCUCAUGCUUGCGCAGGUCAAAAAGAAAAAGAAAAACUUGCGUAUGUUUUUAAACAGAUCUAGGAAGAAGUGUUUUUUUUUUUCUUUUUUUU
This is a messenger RNA of Striga asiatica, 1968 nucleotides long. The record is from the annotation of a GenBank genome assembly. NCBI's taxonomy places the organism in Eukaryota, Viridiplantae, Streptophyta, Magnoliopsida, Lamiales, Orobanchaceae.